CCCAAAACGACUAUUUCCAAAAGGUUAGUUUUUAAUCUUCAAAUCCUUCUUCAAUGUCCAUCUUCGUGAUUUAAUAGUCAUCUCCUUUGGCUUUUUUUUUUUUUUUGAGUCCGUACUUUUUGGAUUGUAGACAAAGAUCCUCCCGACCAAACAUUUUGCUUCCGUGAAAAACGAUUGUGGUCUCUGGUUUAAAGAAGUUAUGAACACUAAUCCAGUGACUAAUGGGUUUGUUAAACCUGUUCCUACUGAAGAAGAACAAGCAAAGAUUGAGGAAGUGAGGAAGCUAUUAGGUCCAUUACCGGAGAAGCUUUCGAGUUUUUGUUCCGAUGAUGCAGUUUUAAGGUAUCUAAGGGCAAGGAAUUGGCAUGUCAAGAAAGCUACUAAGAUGCUUAAAGAAACUUUGAAAUGGAGAGUUCAAUACAAACCUGAGGAGAUUUGUUGGGAGGAAGUAGCUGGUGAAGCAGAGACAGGGAAGAUAUAUAGAUCGAGUUGUGUCGAUAAACUUGGACGACCUGUUCUCAUUAUGAGACCGAGUGUUGAGAAUUCUAAAUCGGUGAAAGGCCAGAUUAGAUACCUUGUGUAUUGUAUGGAGAAUGCAGUACAAAAUUUGCCACCAGGGGAAGAACAGAUGGUGUGGAUGAUAGAUUUUCACGGUUAUAGUUUGGCGAAUGUAUCGUUACGAACAACGAAAGAAACCGCUCAUGUAUUACAAGAACAUUACCCUGAGAGAUUAGCUUUUGCUGUUCUCUACAAUCCUCCUAAGUUCUUUGAACCUUUCUGGAAGGUGGCGCGGCCCUUCUUAGAGCCGAAGACACGGAACAAAGUGAAGUUUGUUUACUCGGAUGAUCCAAACACUAAGGUGAUAAUGGAGGAGAACUUUGAUAUGGAGAAAAUGGAGUUAGCGUUUGGUGGUAACGAUGACUCGGGUUUUAACAUAGAGAAACAUUCAGAGAGAAUGAAAGAGGACGACAAGAAAAGAUUGGCUUCGUUGGAGGGCAUUGUUUCCGCUUCUCUAGACUCGCUCAGCAUUUUAUCGGUCUCUGAUGGUACCGCCUCUAACAGUGCUCACCCUAGCUCUCAUGAUGUCUCUGAGGAUGAGCAUUAACCACAGAGAAAGGACUCAUCAAAUGUUUGUAACUUCAAGCACACUUGGAAUAAAUCUAAUUCCACUUCAUGAGGUUGUAGCUGCAACCAUUGUAUGUUUUCGAAACCUAUUCUCCACCGCGAUGAGAUUCAAUAUGUAUUUUUUUCGCGAUGAGAUUCAAUAUGUAUUUUUUUCGAUUAGUAAUAAAACCGUCACAGAUAAAAUGC
This is a messenger RNA of Arabidopsis thaliana (thale cress), 1311 nucleotides long. RefSeq names its product Sec14p-like phosphatidylinositol transfer family protein. The record is from RefSeq and is marked reviewed. The transcript has 6 exons. Bases 200 to 1105 code for a protein of 301 amino acids. Lineage: Eukaryota; Viridiplantae; Streptophyta; Magnoliopsida; Brassicales; Brassicaceae. Gene Ontology annotation, biological process: intermembrane lipid transfer.